Messenger RNA from Klebsormidium nitens, 816 nucleotides. The record is from the annotation of a GenBank genome assembly. NCBI's taxonomy places the organism in Eukaryota, Viridiplantae, Streptophyta, Klebsormidiophyceae, Klebsormidiales, Klebsormidiaceae.
AUGCUUUCCAGGCUAGGCCGCAGGCACAUCACGCAGCGAACCAGAGCCGUUCGGUUCGGCCCCCUCGCCAGAGUUCCCGGAGGCGAACAAGGGAUCCCCAGCGCUCGUUCCGUUUUCGACUUUCCAAGCUGUUCAGAGUCCGACGGCUCGGAAGAGGACGCCGCUUGGGGCGGCUCAUGGUACGGACACUGGACCCGGGAAUUGGAACUAGAGCGGGCCCAACGAACCGGGCACGCAAAACCGGGUGGCUCGUCAUUCCGGUGCCCAGUCUGCGUGUCUGGCGCCGGAUCAUACCGCGGCUUCCCAAGCCUGGCGGCGCUGCUCCAGCAUGCGAACGACGUGACACGAGUCGAAGCGCGAAAGAAGGCACAUGAGGGCUACGCGCGCGCCAUUGCAGAGUCGCAAAAGACACUCAUUUCUGCGGACCGGGAAGAGACGGCAAGUAGAGAGUUCAGAGUGGAGAUCGCUGACCCAGGAAGCAUUGUCAAGCCGCCCAUCGUGGUCGCCCAAAGCUUGCGCCCCGGGCACAAUCGGGGGAGAGACCAUGAGCGGAGCAUUGGCUUGGAGAACGUGCUCGGGGAGUCUCUCCAGGCGAAGGGAUACCCGGUCAGGCGCGUGAAAGCUGUGUGGGAUCCAAGGGGCUACAGGCAAACCGCGCUGGUCUUCUUCGAUGAGAACGAGAGCGGGCUGCUGUCGGCGCAGCACCUCGCGGCGCGCCAAGAGCAGCGGGGCGCGGGGCGCGCCGCCUGGGAGCGCGCGUGCGCCGUGCGCGCGUGCGCGCUUGAGGCGAACGAGUGUGCGCGCGUGUUCUGCUAA